This is a messenger RNA of Choloepus didactylus (southern two-toed sloth), 3580 nucleotides long. Its product is annotated as zinc finger protein 596-like. Gene Ontology annotation, cellular component: nucleus. The coding region runs from base 1 to 828 and encodes 275 amino acids. The transcript has 2 exons. Lineage: Eukaryota; Metazoa; Chordata; Mammalia; Pilosa; Megalonychidae. Gene Ontology annotation, molecular function: DNA-binding transcription factor activity, RNA polymerase II-specific; RNA polymerase II cis-regulatory region sequence-specific DNA binding. The record is from RefSeq and is a predicted model, not a curated record. Gene Ontology annotation, biological process: regulation of transcription by RNA polymerase II.
AUGAGAGAACUCACCUUCCGUGUACAUUUUAAACUUAAGCAACAUGAGAGAACUCACACUGGGGAGAAACCAUAUGUCUGCCAUCUAUGUGGGAAAUCCUUUAAUCAAAGUGGUAGCCUUAGGCAACAUGAGAGAACUCAUAUUGUGGAGAAACCAUACAUCUGCAAUCUAUGUGGGAAAUCCUUCAGUCUAAGUGAAAAGUUUAGGCAACAUGAGAGAACUCACACUGGGGACAAACCAUAUGUCUGCCAUCUGUGUGGGAAAUCCUUUAGUCAGUGUGGUAGUCUUACAAUACAUGAGAGAACUCACACUGGGGAGAAACCAUAUGUCUGCCAUUUGUGUGGGAAAGCCUUCCGUGUAAGCUCUAAACUUAGGCAACAUGAGAGAACUCACACUGGGGAGAAACCAUAUCUCUGCCAUUUGUGUGGGAAAGCCUUCCGUGUAAGCUCUAAACUUAGGCAACAUGAGAGAACUCACACUGGGGAGAAACCAUAUGUCUGCCAUCUAUGUGGGAAAUCCUUCAGUCAGCUUAGUAGCCUGAGGGGACAUGAUAGAACUCACACUGGGGACAAACCAUAUGUCUGCCAUUUUUGUGGGAAAUCCUUCCGUCAUAAUAGUAACCUUAGGGAACAUGAGAGAACUCACACUGGGGAGAAACCAUAUGUUUGCCAUCUAUGUGGGAAAUCCUUCAGUCAUUGUAGUAGCCUGAGGGGACAUGAAAGAACUCACUCUGGGGAGAAACCAUAUGUAUGCCAUUUGUGUGGGAAAUCCUUCCAUCAGAAUUGUAACCUUAGGCAACAUGAGAGAACUCACACUGGAGAGAAAUAAUAUAUAUGCCAUCUAUGUGGGAAAGAGUUCCCUAAUAAUUCUAACUUCAAACAACAUAUGAGAACUCACACUGGGUAGAAACCAUACAUCUGCCAUCUAUGUGUGAAAUCCCUAAGUCAAUAUGGCAUCUGUAAGUAACAUGAGAGAACUUACACUGGGGAGAAACCAUAUAUUUGCAAUUUAUGAGGAAAUCCUUCAGUCAUUGUGGUACCUUUAGGCAACUUGGUGAACUCACAUUGGGAAGAAACCAUAUGUCAGCUUUCUUGCAGGAAAGACUUCACUGAUAGAGUGAUCCUCAGACAACAUGAGAUAACUGCCACUGGGGAGAUAUGCCUGUGAUCUCUGUGGGAAAAUCUUUAUAAUAAUUCUGCCAGUAGGAACAUUAUGGAACUCAGUGAAUAUGUUGGGCAUAUGGAAGAGUUUUCAGACACACCUACCAACUUUAAAAGUAAAAACUCACACAGGAGUGUCAUCAAUGUCUAAAAGCCUUUAUUUACAAUGUAUCCUAAAUAACAUGAUUGCACUAUCCUGGGAGGAACAGUAUAUAAUUACCUAUAAUAGAUUUCAGCUGAAUUCCAGCAUUUGUGUAUGCAAGCAUAGCUCAGGCAUUGGAGUUGGAAUAACUCCAAAAACAGAAAACUGGAUAGGAAAGACAUUAUCAGUAGGAGGAAACUCUUAGAGAACUCUAGGACAUAAUUAUUGGUGGAAUAAUUACUCAGUGGAGAAAUGUGUGAAAUCUUUUUCUUACAGAGCAAUAUGUCAAAUACAUGUGAAGUUUCCCAUUUUGUAAAAUAUUCUCUGUAUAUGUAUAGAAUGAAGAAAAGUCUUUGGUGGCUUUGAAUUUACUCCUCAAAGUUUAAUUUCCCAUAAUGAGGAAAUGUCAACACUGAAAUCAAAUAAAAAAGGGUUCAGCUGGAGUUCACAUCAGGAACAUUAGACUAGGAAAAACAUCAAAAAUGAAUGUUUUACAACACAAUUCAAUCAUGCAUUCAGAGUUUUGCCUAGUAAAUUAUAAUGAGAAACAAAUUAAGACAUAUGAUUGUGAUGUGAUCUGGGAGUGCUGAAUGCAGAAUUUUGUAUUGAGUUGUAGGCAAGGAAAUCAAUGUUUUUUCUCAAAGUUUUGCAAAUACUUAUGAAGUAAAAGCUGUAGCUGAAAAUUCUAUAAUGUUCAGCUUCCAUUUUUUCACAGAAAUCUAAACAUAAAUAUGAUUGUUAAAGCAGAGAACUUUGAAUAUUAAGAGAUGAAUAUACAGAAGAUUAUGCAUCAUAAAUGUUACAUAAUCUGAACAGGUAUGAAUCCAACAAUAAUGGACAGAAUAUAAAUUAAUAGAUAACUUUGGGUUCAUUUCUGGUGAUACAUACAUUUUCCUUUACACUGUCCAUAUACGUCUUGUACCUUAAAAUGGAAUUAAAAUGAACUCUUAAAGGUAUAAUAAUAAGGUUGUAAAUCAUGGAGUAUUGGGUAGCCUGAUGAUGGAUAAUCUCCCAAUCUUGGUCAGGCAUUGGGGUCAUUCCCUUCAUUAGAAAUAGGUUUGGGGAAUCAGAGAUGGCAGAUUAGGAGAGAUGGAACAAAAUUAUCCCCUGUGGAAAACACUAAGUAAAUGACAAUGUGCUCCAGAAUAGCAGUUCCAGGCUUCCACCUGCUUGGCAAAGACUUCUACAUACAUAGUGGCUGUGGUCUUGGAGAAACCAGGAGACUGCAUUUGGAAUCAUGUGAGUGUUUAAGGUCCCUGGUGAAGUGGAAGCCAGUGUCAUGCCAUGGUGGGGAGAAACAGAGACAGUGUUUGGAGGCAGGUUAGUGUAAAACCUGGAAAGCAGCUGGGGAGCUGGCAGUGAGAGCCACACUUGAGAAUGGUGGGGAGUGCCUUCCUUGCCCUGGGCCCCUGACUCUGUAUCUGACAUGGGUGAUAGCCCUUUGCACACCCACAGGUAAAAGCCCUCAUGCUGGGGAAGAGCUGUAUCACAGAAGUUGGUAAUUCCCACACCCUGUACAGAUAUCUUUGCAGUGGAGACUCCCCUUCACAGUGCCAUGGCUGAGAGAUUUCUUAGGGAUUUUGCUGGCCUGUGCCAGCACACACUCUUCUGCCCAAGCCCACAGAAUGCACAGCCUAGAGGCAGGGGUGCCACAUGGAAUUGGCAGAAGCCCUACACCAAUCACAGGGAUUGUGGGCCCAGAGCAGAGAGGGUCUGUAUGGAAUCUGAGCUGAAGGGUUAGAUAUGUACUGCACCCCCAGGUCAUUCCAGCCCCAGCCCAUGGAAUGGAGGGAGAACUUGGUCUUAAAACCAUCUUCCCUGGCAAACUACACAGGGCAAACCCCUCACCUACAGGGCUGGUGGUCCGCACAACAUAUGGAAAAUUAAUGCAACAAUUGGAUCUCCACUAGUUAUGAAUGCCACCCACUGCAUAAAUGAAGUUGGGGAGAAUCGGUUUGACUGUAAGUCAUGGCUCAGGAGUGCUACCUGCUGGUAGUUUAGGGAUAGUGCACUCCAUCAUGCUGUAGCUCUAUCAAAUUAUAGAUAAUUGUUUAAAUAAGCCUGCAUAGCCUAAAAGGACCCCACCAAGAUAAGAAAUGCAAAGAGGCCAAAUGCAACAGGAAAUUUUAAAGCUUAUGAAGAAACAGAAGGUAAGAAUAACACAAACACCUGAACUCAAAAACCAGAGGAGACAGAGACCUUGGAGCAAUUAACCAAAGAAGUAAUCACAAACACCAAUAUCAUGGCUCAGGAUAUAAAGGACAUCAAGGAGACCAUU